Molecule: messenger RNA, 4180 nt
Organism: Danio aesculapii
Lineage: Eukaryota; Metazoa; Chordata; Actinopteri; Cypriniformes; Danionidae
Product: gastrula zinc finger protein XlCGF17.1-like
Exons: 2
Coding region: 400-1257 (285 amino acids)
Cellular component (GO): nucleus
Source: RefSeq, a predicted model, not a curated record
CCCCCUCACAAAUCUAUCUUUUAAAUGUGUAAUUUUAAUAGGAAGCUUUACAGUAUUAUAUUUGUGCAAAUACAUUAGUGUGUUUUCUUUGUCUUAUAACUUGUUACCGCUGUAAGUCGCUGUUGCUGUGAUUGUCCUCUAGAUGGCAGUAGCACACAGCACACUGAUAGCGGAGGCGCUGGAGGAAAAGCUCAGAACAAGCAACAUUAAACUCGUGUUGAAGAUGAGAAGAAACAAAGAGGCUACACUUCAGCUUUUAUAAACUCUAGAGAGAUUAUUUAGCGAACACGACACAACUCCUGCCUUUAUUCAUUAUAUCCUGGCUCCUGACUGUCAAUUCCUCUGUGAAAGCGAUCAGGAAUAGCGGACUUUUAACGUGUUCAUAUGUAAACAGGCCUGAUGGAGGAGACACACCGUCAUGAGAAAAUCAUAGAAAAUAAACACUCACUGAAGAGAAAAGGCAAGAAAUGCGUCACCUGCACUCAGUGUGGAAUAAGUCUGGGAAACAAACGGAGUCUCAGAAAUCACAUGAGGAUCCACACCGGAGAGAAACCAUUCACAUGUUCUCAGUGUGGGACGAGUUUCAGAAACCCAUCAAACGUUCGUAUACACAUGUUGACCCACACUGGAGAGAAAACACACAAAUGUGAUCAAUGCAGCAAAACAUUUUUGAGGGGUUCAGAGCUGAAGAGACACCAUCAAGUUCAUACAAAGGAGAAGCUUUAUUCAUGCUCUGUGUGUGGAAAGAGUUUCAGACAUCAAAAUGGUUUAAGAAAUCAUCAGAAGAUCCACACCGGUGUGAAAGAGUAUAUGUGCUUUGAGUGUGAGAAGACCUUUAUUACGGCUGUAAAAUUGAAAAUACAUGAGAGAACUCACACUGGAGAGAAACCUUACAAGUGUUCACACUGUGACAAGAGAUUCAGACAUUUAGAAAGCCUGAAAACACAUGAGAGGAUUCACACUGGAGAGAAACCUUACACCUGUUCACACUGUGACAAGAGAUUCAGUCAGUCAAGAAUCCUGAAAACACAUGAGAGGAUUCACACUGGAGAGAAACCUUACAAGUGUUCACACUGCGACAAGAGAUUCAGACUGUUAGAAAGCCUGAAAACACAUGAGAGGACUCACACUGGAGAGAAACCUUACAAGUGUUCACACUGCGACAAGAGAUUCAGUGAUUCAAGGAAUCUGAAAAAACAUGAGAAGAUUCACACUACAGUGAACCCUUGUAACCUCAAAGGUGUAAGGUCACCAUAGUCUUAACAAAACUGUUGUUAAAACUGCUUUGUUUCUCUUUAGAUAAUUAAUUCAGACACGUGUUGUGAAAUUAGCUCAGUUUUUGAGUAUUUUGAUCAAUAAUAAUGAGUUAUUAUUAAUUAUGAAUAAACAUAGAAAACAAGGAAAUGAAGAGUUUAGAUAAAGGAAUGGCAAAUCUAGCUCAGUUCCACACAGCUAUUAAGAACCACCAAGAUUAUAAAAACACCUUUUUGAUAACGGGGUACAGCCUUAACGCACGACUAAAUACCUGGAUUUAGACGAUCAGUCUCUUUCUCUCGUUGUGCGAGUUUGUCUGAUGCGUGGAAGAUGGAGUCUUUUAAAAAAGUUCUUUCUUGAUGCAUGGAGCUUGCGAUACAGAUAGGAGGAUAUGCGAGACACAACUUUAAACUGAGUUUAAUUUGCCAGAAAUAAGAAACGUGGACUUCUGCGAGUCACAUGAGUACAGUAAUGUGGUCUGCCCCGUUAGAGGCACUUCUUCGGAGACCUUCUGCCGAGAACUUUCUGCAAUGGUUUGAUGGGUGUAGGAGGUAUUUAAAGACAUUGGUCAGGUGACUCCCAGUCUCUCCUAACUGACCAAUGACAUGAGAGAAACAGUCGAGCUGGAAACUUUCUUUGUUCUCCUCGCUGGUGCAUACAGUGACAAGACAAACAGACAAAACUUUAACUCAUGGUUUGAAACUACACCAAGCAUACAAGUCAUCAUCCUAUGUUCUAGAUCAUGAGUUGUAGAAUUAUGUAUGGAGAAGAAUGACGCCAAACAGGACUAUUUUAGACAUACAUGAAACAAUUCAUGCAUUCUUAGUUUGUCUAGUGUCGUGAAAAGGGUAUAUUUAGAAUCAGAAUCAGUUUUAUUGCCAAGUGUGCUUCACACACACAAGGAAUUUGUUUUGGCUACAGAAGCUUCCAGUGUACAUAAAGUGACAAGUGACAACACAAAAUAAAUAUGAAAAAAAAGAUAAACAUUAAACAGAUGUGGUUAGUCAAGAAACCUGGAUGUUGAGUUGUAUGUACAGAUUGUUAUAAAUAUACAGGUUAUAAGGUGCUGUGUACAAGUGCGAAUGUAGAAGGUAUUGCAUUGUAUAUUGAUAUAAGGUGCUGUGUACAAGUGCGUAUGAGAAAGUAUUGCACAUAUUUGUUGCACAGUAGGGGAAUAUUUAACUGUUCAGCCUAGACAGCCUGAGGAAAGAAACUUUUCCUGUGUCUGGCUGUUUUUGUGCUUGGUGCUCUGAAGCGCCAACCAGACGGUAACAGUUCGAACAGGUAGUGUGCUGGGUGUGAGGCGUCCAGAGUGAUUUUGCGAGCCCUUUUACUCACUCUGGAAGAGUACAGUUCUUGAAGUGUAGGAAGGGUUGUGCCAGUGAUUCGUUCAGCAGUCCGGACUAUUCGCUGUAGUCUACGGAGGUCGGUUUUGGCAGCUGAGCCGAACCAGACGGUGAUUGAAGUGCAGAGGAUGGAUUGGAUGAUAGCUGAGUAGAACUGUACGAGCAGCUCCUGUGGCAGGUUGAACUUCCUCAGCUGACGAAGGAAGUACAGUCUCUGCUGGCCUUUCUUCACAAUAGAGUCUAUAUGAAUGUCCCACUUCAGAUCCUGAGAGAUGGUGGUGCCCAGGAACCUGAAUGACUCUACUGCAGCCACUGUGCUGUUCAUGAUGGUGAUUGGGGGAGUGUAAAAUGUAUUUUAUUGCCAUUAAACAUUUAAACUUUAAACUAUACUAUUAAGUGCCAUAACGUAAGGAAGUAAAAAAGGGGUGGUGGGUCUUGCUAAGGGCCAGACGGCCGGUGGCAACGAUGGCGAGGCUCACAGGUGUAGUUGAUUAGACCCAGGCCCCAGCCCGCCAAGCCAUGCCCGACAGGAGACCCCUUUUCCGGAACGUCCCGCGCCUGGAGGUGCGUGUGCGCCGCUGAUUGUCUCUGACCUGCCAUCAGGUUUUCGGCGAAGGUUAGAAAAAGUGGACUUAGGUUUUAGCGGCGUUGCGGUUAAGGGAACCAGGGAGUCAAUGGCCAAAAGUGCCCCGAUCCCGGCCAGCGCCAUUGGCCUUGGGGGCGUGGGGGUCCCGCCUCAACCAAGCGGUUCAGUCAUUAAAAGCUUGCCCAGAGACAGUGCCCCGAUCCCAGCCUGCGCUGUUGGCCUUGGGGGGCGGGGGUCCCGCCUCACCCAAGCGGUUCAGGCAUUAAAGGUUUGCCCAGAGACAGUGCCCCGAUCCCGGCCUGCGAUGUUGGCCUUGGGGGGCGUGGGGGUCCCGCCUCAACCAAGCGGUUCAGUCAUUAAAAGCUUGCCCAGAGACAGUGCCCUGAUCCAGGCCAGCGCCAAUGGCCUUGGGGGCGUGGGGGUCCCGCCUCAACCAAGCGGUUCAGUCAUUAAAAGCUUGCCCAGAGACAGUGCCCCGAUCCAGCUAGGCCUUGGGGGGGGGCGAACCUCCGGCACUGGAGGAAGGCAAACACAAAACACCCAUAUUGAAUGCCCCUGGAACUACGUGCCGCUGGUGCACCCCAGCCACCUCAACAAAUUGAGCACUGCCCCGGGUGGUGGAACUGGAAAAGGCUGGUGCAUCCGAGCUAUCUGUACCACAGUACGACAAGGUGGUGGAGAGGGUGGUGCCCCACAUCCAGGGGGGUCACCAAUGGCACGUCUGCCUAGUGAGUGUUACUGACUAAGUCAAUGUUCCUGGCUUAAGUGUGGGGUGCCAGCGCACUGCUGGAGAGCAGGUGUCAAACUAGAAGUCCCUUUGGGCCCGGUGCUUGCCCCGGAGAAGGGCGUGGGUCUCUGACCUGCCAUCAGGUUUUCGGAGCAGGCGAGAAAAAGUGGACUUAGGUUCUGACGGUCUCGCGGCUGGGAAAAAGUGGACUUAGGUUUUGACGGUUUCGCACCUAGACCAGUACGCUGAUCGAUAGGAGCUCGUUUG